Ornithorhynchus anatinus (platypus) is the source of this 4527-nucleotide messenger RNA. RefSeq names its product cytoskeleton associated protein 2 (gene CKAP2). The transcript is spliced from 10 exons. Gene Ontology annotation, cellular component: microtubule cytoskeleton. Gene Ontology annotation, biological process: negative regulation of microtubule depolymerization. The record is from RefSeq and is a predicted model, not a curated record. The coding region runs from base 1 to 2424 and encodes 807 amino acids. NCBI's taxonomy places the organism in Eukaryota, Metazoa, Chordata, Mammalia, Monotremata, Ornithorhynchidae.
AUGGCCACGGGCCCCGGCCGGCACCGCCCCCCGUCCUCUAACCCCACCCCGCCCCCCGACGCCUCCAUUGCUUUGCGCAAGCUCCCACCGCACAGCAGGAUUCGAACCCCUGACCCCCCAAACCCCUGCUCCUUCCACCCCAUCACGCUGCACGUCCCCGGACUUGGAGCCUGGCUCCCGUACCUUCUCGGUCCCUGCCGGCUGCCCCGGCGAGAGCUGGAUGGAGCUGAAUUUUCUGGUCAAGAGACAAGCACCAAUGGGCGGGCGGCUCGCGGUCGCUGGCUUCAAACCGAAGAGCCGGGGGCUGCGCGCGCCCUGGCGACUAUGAGCGUACUGGACGCCCUGCAGCUGCCCGCCAGCCAGAGGGCUCAGCCCUCCUUCAGAGAGCAAAGAAAGCAAAAAAUUGAGGAAUAUCUGUCACGGAGGAAGACCUUCUCUGGCUUAAAUAGGCAGGAAAAGCAGAUAAAAGUCAGCAACAAUAAUUGGAAGGAAAAAGCAAGUGAGAACAAAAACCAAAUGGCAACGAAGGCUCUGAAGCUUAAAACCAAAAUGGAAGAUAAAGAAAAUACUAACAGGACAAAGCUGGACAAAAACAGCCAGACCAUGGAAAGAAAUGGGGCUCCUUUAAAAGCCACUACUGUAUUGACCAACUCAUCUGCAGCUCUAAGCUCAAAAAAUAUUGGGGAUUCCAGUCAGAUUGUUCAAGUGUCCCUCACUGAGGAGAACAAUGCCAAAGUUCAACGUAUGUCCUUUAGUCAGGCCUUUUUGAUUAAAAGAAAUCGAAAAGAGGAACAGCUGAUUGCGGAAAAGCUGAAAUCUGAUGUUAACUUGCCAAAGAAACCAGUGCUUGGCUCCUAUCGCGGCAAGGUGGUUCAAUCUAAAAUAAAUUCCUUUCGAAAGCCACCACCACGCAAGGAUGAGCAUUCUCUGACCAGAGCGACGCCUUCGGCCAUCGUUUCUAAGCCAGCGGUGAGACCUCCCUCCGCCAGCGGCGGUGCCGUCAAAGGUGGAAGAAUCUCAAAUGAGGCUAUUUCCACGAAAUCUGGGAGCAUCGGCUCCUCCCAGAUCAGAUCUCUCGUGAGACCUCCUCUUAGGAACCACCCUGACCCGAUACCAAAACAAACCAUCCAUAGGGCCUCUGUCCAGGUCACUGCCUCCAAAGAGCCUCAUACAAAAAGGCCCUUACUGUCAAAUCCAGUUCCAUCUACUGUCAAGAAAGGGCCACCUGCAUCCCAGGUGAAGCCAACUCUGUCUAAUGUCAAGAAGCGACCGCCACCAGGAAAACCGGCUCUGGCGAAUGCCAAGACCGAUGCCUCAGAUGGGCUGGGAAAAAAGGAAGCAGUGCCUGUCACAUCCAGAGCUCCAGCCCAGCCUGCUCCUUCAACGUUGCAGGCAAAAUCAAUGGGCAUUCGGAGGUCUACUCUCUCAAAAGAAUCAGCAGAAGAGAGAAGAGCUCGCCUGGCUGAAUGGAAAGCUUCCAAGGGAAAAGUGUUAAAAAGACCUCCUAUUUCUAUGCCGCCGGCUCAAUCUGAGCCGAAAGAACAACAAGUGGAGUCAUUCUGGACCACCAUUGUAGAAGAGGAGGAGCAAGUAUUAUUUACUGAAAAAGUUAACAGUUCUUUUGCUGAAUGCCUAAAGUUAAUUAAUGAGGGAUGUCCAAGAGAAGAAGUACUCGACAUACUGGACAAGGUUAUUCAAAAUAUUCCCGAUGCCAGAAAACUGGUCAAAUACUGGGUAUGUCUCGCACGACUUGAACCGAUCACAAAUCCUAUUGAAGAUCUCAUUUCCAUUUAUGAGAAGGCCUUGCUGGCAGGGGCUAAGCCUAUUGAAGAGCUGCGGCACACAGUUACUGACAUUCUAAAGAAGAAGAACCUUGCGCAGACUGAUGUUGGGGAGAGUGUUAACGCGAUUAAUACAACUGAAGAAGGAAUUAAGGAAGUCAGUGAAGUAGCAAAUGAAGGAGACAUUGAUGCAAAUUUGAAGUCUGAGGAGAAAGACUUGAAAAUGAAAAAUAAGAGUUCCAGAAAGAGAGUGACCAUGAAAUCUGAGGAGCAGCAGGAUGAUGGUACCCAAGAAGAUUCCAUUAACAGUUUGAAGACUCCCGAUAGAGAAACUGACGGAGCUUUCUUAGUUAAAUACAAUGUGUCGACCACACCAUACUUGCAGAGCGUGAAGAAGAAGAUGCAGUUGGAAGAAACGGAUUCUGCAGUUAAAGAUUUGAAGUUCCUCACCCCUGUGAGGCGGUCUCGCCGUCUUCAGGACAAGACCUGUAAACUACCAGCCAUGUUAAAGGAUCACUAUCCCUGUGUUUCUUCUUUGGAACAACUGGCAGAAUUGGGAGGUGAAACCAAUUGUUUUAUAUACCGGCAAAAUGUUGCACUGCCCGGAACUGACACAGAAGCUGAAGAACCACAGAAAGAAUGAAAGUUUGGCAAGAAAUAUCUUUUUUAAGAAAAAAAAAUCUUGGAGGUCUGUUGGAUAUGUAUUUUUCAUAAGUAUGUAGAAUUGGCAUAAAUGCUAAUAUCUAGACAUUUUAGGUAUCUGCUUCCAAGUAUGAGAAUAGGUGAUUGCAUGGUCACUAAGCAAAACAACGCCCUUAAUAUGACUUACAACUCUACUUUUAUUUCAGAUGGAUGGGGACUUUUUAGUGCAUAGACUGAUAUUACUCUGCUGUUUUGCUUAGUUUUCUUUGCAGCAAGUGUUGUGAAAUAGUUUAAGCCAGAAGCAUCCUCAUUCAUUAACUUGGGAAUGGUUUGCUUGGACAGAAUUUCUAAAGAGCAAAACUAAAGUUGGAGGGAAUGAGGCAGAUUAAUCAAGAGGACAGGGCUAAAGCAUAUAGCAUUUUAGGAAUGGGUUGUUCAUAAAGGAGACUUUUCUCCUGGCCAAUCUAGCAUCUUUGAGAAGUAAAAUGUACUUUUUGAUAAUAACCUAGGGGAAAAUUCAGUAUACUUGGGAUUUAUUAAAAAAAAAUACUAGCAUAACACUAAUCUUUAUGCUAACUUUAAUACUAUCAUUUGUACUAAUGAGCCAGUUCCAGCACUUAAUAUUCCCCAAGCUGACAGUAUGCUGAGAUUUUAAAAAUAUAGAAUUGCAUACAGAUAUUGUAGUACUGUGGCUUUUUUUUUUUUCAGCAGAUGGUCCAUUGUGUUCAAUAAAAUCACUUUCUGAUAAAAACAUUGAUGAUGCCACAACUUCUCAAUUCAAGGAGUUCUGUCUUAGCUCAGACCAAACUAUCCAGCCCCAUGCAAGUUGGGGAGGGUUUUUUCUGAGCAUCCACUUGAUUUUAUGUAGAUUGAUUUCAUAUCCAUAAAGGUUAGAAUAUUUGGAUCUGAAGUCUCUAAUUACCGUAGUUUCUUGUGAAUUUCCUAGCCAGUUUUACAAAUGGGCUGGGGCCCAUAAUUUGAAGUCAAGGUGGACUUUAGUUAAAAACCUUUAAAGUAUUCAAUGAAUUUUUCAGGUUAGAAGCUAUUAUUUCUACCAGGUUGACUUUCUAUAGGAACAAUUUUUAAUAAAUCGCCCCUAGAUGUGCUAUGUUUAUUUUUUUUCAUAAUUAUUAAUUAUCUUUAGAAAGACAUGUUUUUUCAGGCCCAAAAGAAAGAGAUAUAGGAGCCUCAUUCUCAAAUGACCUUUCACAUUGGGCGUGUGUGAAUUAUAUACUAGUUUGCCUGUUAUUGGUAGUGAUGAUGAUGAUUAUGGAGUCUCCCAUCGAGAACAACAGUUGAUCCUGGGCCCUGAGAAUCCAAAAUCAGGAACCUGUGCGGUGCAAUUGAUAAUCCUGGUAGUGGCUUGAGCAGAGCCACUUGCUCACUUUUUCUCGCUCUUUCUCUCCCCUUCCAGUCAUGUUUCCCCUAGGGCACAGUGUAGCAGGAUUAAUAAGCGACAUGCACCAAGGGGAGAAUAAAGAAAUAACUUCUCAAGCCUUCAAUUCUUAGCUCAGCAGUAACGUUUUCUCGCCCUGCAGUUUCUAUGUGAACUAAAAAGGUGUCCUUCUUCAGCUCCCCACUCUGUAUUUUGGGGAACUGUAAGUAGACCAAUUUUAAACUAACGAAAUCCCUAUAGGUUCCCAACUGCAUUUGCUUUAGAAAUCUUCACUGGGCUACUUCAGGAUCAUAAAUCCUUUGGGCAUACAAGUGUUGACUAGUGAAAUUGUAGACAAGAAACAGUAUAUUUGGCAAUAGGAAGAAAGUGGAAAAUGUUAGUGAGAGAAGCCAGUAAAUGCCAUCUGGCCCAGGUGAGUUUGGAAGUUUGAUUCAUCUUGAAGUCUUUUGCAACCAGCAGUCCAAUUUGGCUGUAAAGCAAAUGUGCCCAAAUUUCAUUUUGAAUCGCCAGAAACGGGAUGUCCACUUAGAGGAGGAGCUCAGAGGGAAUGAGGGCAAGGUGGAGGAAAUAAAGAGGGAAACGGGAGGAGGAAAUGGAUUUGAUAGCUCAUAGCGUGUAAAGUCUGUUACUGUAUAGUAAUUGUAGCUGUAAACCAUUAAUCCUCAUUCAGGCGGUUGCUUUUUCAAAUAAACGUAUUAUAAUUGACAA